AUUCUCUGCGUAUUCUCUGAAACAACCAGCAUUUGGGUCCGCAUGAAGGCUUGUAAAAUAUUGAGAGAACAUGGGUUGUGGAUGCAUCACGAUAAGCGCAUUGUGGGGGCGAUCCCGGGAGUACUUAUUGGUGAUGUGUUCUUCUUUUUAGGAUGGAGCUUUCUGUUGUUGGAUUACAUGGGCAGUCUCAAGCUGGUGUUGAUUAUGUACCUGCGAGUCAAAGUUCGAUCGGGGAGCCAAUUGCUACGAGUGUAAUUGUUUCAGGUGGAUACGAGGAUAAUCAAGAUGGAGGAGAUGUGAUUAUAUAUGCAGGACAAGGUGGACAGGAUAAGCAUUCAAGGCAAUGUGUGCAUCAGAAACUGGAAUGCGGGAAUUUGGCGUUGGAAAGAAUUAUUCACUAUGGAGUUGAGGUAAGGGUAAUUCGUGGCUUUAAAUAUGAAGGAAGUGGUUAUGCUAGUGGUGACAUUUAUGUGUAUGAUGGACUAUAUAGAAUUGUCGAAUACUGCUUUGAUAUUGGAAAGGCUGGAUUUGGAGUUUAUAAAUUCAAGCUUGUUAGGAUAGAGAAUCAGGAAGAAAUGGGAAGUGCUAUUCUUCGUUUUGCACAGAACCUUAGGAUCAGACUUAGUGCAAGGCCUACUGGUUAUGUUAGUCUUGAUAUAUCAAGGAAAAAAGAAAACGUACCCGUGUUUCUUUUCAAUGAUAUUGAUGAUAAUCAUGAUCCGUUUUAUUUUGAUUAUCUGGUGAAGAGUGUUUAUCCUCCAUAUGUCUAUCAGAAUGUGGGCAGUGGUAAUGGAUGUGAGUGCAUUGAUGGGUGUGGGGAUAAUUGUUUUUGUGCUAUGAGAAAUGGUGGCCAAUUUGCCUAUGAUUAUAAUGGUAUAUUAUUGAGAGGCAAACCGUUAGUGUUCGAAUGUGGACCACACUGUCAAUGUCCUCCAACUUGUCAGAAUCGAGUGAGCCAGAAAGGUUUGAGGAACAGAUUCGAAGUGUUUCGGUCCAGAGAGACUGGUUGGGGAGUUAGGUCACUGGACCUGAUCCAAGCUGGGUCUUUUAUCUGUGAAUUUACUGGGGUUGUACUCACACGAGAGCAAGCCCAAAUUUUUACAAUGAAUGGUGAUAGUUUAGUCUAUCCAAGUCGCUUUCCUGAGAGAUGGGCAGAAUGGGGAGAUUUGUCGCAAAUAUACCCUAACUAUGUGCGACCAGCAUACCCCUCCAUUCCUCCUCUGGAUUUUGCGAUGGAUGUUUCUAGAAUGAGGAAUGUAGCAUGUUAUAUCAGUCACAGUUCAAGCCCCAAUGCUAUGGUACAGCCUAUGCUUUAUGAUCACAACCAUUUAUCUUUCCCCCACCUGAUGCUCUUUGCAAUGGAGAAUAUUCCCCCUCUAAAGGAGAUCAGUAUUGAUUAUGGUGUAGCAGAUGAAUGGACAGGGAAGCUUGGCCAUCUGCGAUUGACUAACUUGUGUAGUAGGUGAUCCGAUUUUGAAAAUUAUGUGGCACAUCAUUUGCUGAGUUCUGGAGGAAUGGCGUGAGGGAAAGAUGGAAAGAGCCAGGCAGCGUGAACUUGAAAAGUGUCCACCAUCUGACAGUCCUAAAUCUUUGAGGGGGUUAACAACAACUCAACAAGGGGUCUUUUGAUCGGCUCGUAAUAACAGAUGCUAGUGAAAGACUAUACAAAAAUACAAUGUCAAAGCAACCUCAAGACGAGAUUCCUGGUGUUCGACAACCUCAACAUCUCAAUAUCUGACAAGCCUUCAGAUCACCUCUUCUCCUUCUAUGAGGACCCAAAUGCUGGUUGUUUGCGAGAAUACUCAGAGAAUCACACAGCAUUCAG
Messenger RNA from Lycium ferocissimum, 1825 nucleotides. RefSeq names its product histone-lysine N-methyltransferase family member SUVH2-like. The record is from RefSeq and is a predicted model, not a curated record. Gene Ontology annotation, molecular function: zinc ion binding; protein binding; histone methyltransferase activity. Gene Ontology annotation, cellular component: nucleus. Lineage: Eukaryota; Viridiplantae; Streptophyta; Magnoliopsida; Solanales; Solanaceae.